AAUUCUUUUGACUGCGUAACGCUAACUUUCUUUCUACUUCCGGUUGAAAGACACGAUGACUCUCUUUCACUUCGGAAACUGUGUAGCUUUGGCAUAUGUCCCAUACGCAAUCGUUUACAAAUGCUCCGGAUUGGCAGAGUACAGUGCUUUUUGGAAAUGUGUACAAGCCGGAGCAGCCUAUCUAUUCACACAGCUGUGUAAAAUGCUGGUGUUAGCCACAUUUUUCCCAUCAACAGAAUUUUCUACUGGAGGAGUUGAUGUACUUGGGGAAUUUCUGAAGUGCACUGUAGAUUUGGCAGACCUUGUUGGCAUUCACCUGGUGAUGUCAAAAAUAGCUGGUAAAGGGCAGCUGAAGUUUAUGGUGGCAGGGCUGGGAUGGGCAACAGCAGAAUUACUCAUGACCAGGUUCAUUCCCCUGUGGGUUGGAGCAAGAGGUGUUGAAUUCGACUGGAAAUACGUCCAAAUGUGCUUUGAAUCCAACAUCAAUUUGGUACAUCACAUCACAACAGCCAUGUUGGUAUGGUUACGUAGCAGACACGACCUUCAGAAGUCCUUCAUACCGAUUGUUAUGACCUUGCUGGCCCUCAGCUGUUACAGACCUCUCAUUGUGGAGAUUCUGAUCCACGCGCUGGGACUGGGGUCGUGGACCCUCCUGACUGCCAAGGCUCUGUUCACCACUACCGUCAGUGUGGUGGGCCUCCAGAUAUUCCUGGGACUCUCUGUACAAACCGCCAACAACCACUACUGAUGAACAGCGGCAGCUGCUGAAUGGAUCCGAGGAGGGAAGCGUCAUAGGGGUGAUUGAGUUUGUCAUUACAAUGAUGGGAGAGCUAUCGGGAACAAACAGAAGAUGUGAAAGAGUUUUAGUAAUGGUUGAUUAGUGGACGGUUUAAGUACUGUGCAAUAGUGUAUAUUUUAUUGUGUGUGUGUUUGAAGGAUGUGUUGUUUCUCAAAGAAAAAUUUAUGUACUUUCACUUCAUAUUCACGACAUAGUCACUUAUGUUUGAUAAAAAAGGAUGUAAGCCUCAUGAAAUGUUAAGAUCAUUUACCAUGUUUACAGUCAUUAUAUUUCUAUUUCACUGUAACAUUAUAUAUUUAUAUAAGAAUAUUACUUAAAGCGAAUAUGAAGAACAGUGAUUUGUACAUUGAUGAACACAGUAAAUUUGAAAAGAAUA
Molecule: messenger RNA, 1175 nt
Organism: Magallana angulata
Lineage: Eukaryota; Metazoa; Mollusca; Bivalvia; Ostreida; Ostreidae
Product: transmembrane protein 147-like
Exons: 6
Coding region: 56-748 (230 amino acids)
Source: RefSeq, a predicted model, not a curated record